Molecule: messenger RNA, 1560 nt
Organism: Henningerozyma blattae CBS 6284
Lineage: Eukaryota; Fungi; Ascomycota; Saccharomycetes; Saccharomycetales; Saccharomycetaceae
Exons: 1
Coding region: 1-1560 (519 amino acids)
Source: RefSeq, a predicted model, not a curated record
AUGUUCAAUUUAAAUACUAUGGAAUUGAAUGAUAUUUCUGCUUCCACUGCUAAAAAGGGGAGUAAUUCAAAUAACAUAGUUAGUACAAAGGAAGGUUUGAAUAAUUCCUUAAAUUAUUUCAAUAAUUCCGUGGUUUCUUCUGCUUCAACUAAUUCAAAUAACAAUUCUACUCAUAAUUUAGGAGACCUUCCUUCUAUUCCAAAUACAAGUACAUCUAAUAAUAAUGAGGUAUUUUUACUUGAUCAACCUCAAGCCUUAUCGUGUAAUGGUAGUAGUAGCACCUCCAAUCAAUUAGAUUCUCCUAGAUUUCUUCUACCACCUUUAUCAACUAAUAAUUCUAAUAGAAGUAGUACUAAUAGCACUAAUAGUACCAAUACGACAAAUAGCAAUACUACAGCAACUCCAACACCAACGAACCUUUCUUCUUCAAUAACUAAUACAAGUACAAGUGCCAGUUCUAUAUCAAUGGGACAUCCAUCUGUAGCUAAACAUUCAAGGUUCAAUAAUACUGCUACAAAUCCUUUAGAUUAUGCUAAUAGUAUUGCAUUGGAAUAUACAGCUGUUGCUCCAACCUCGGGUGUUCCCACAAGUUCCAUUACAGAAGUUGAUUCGUUUCAUGAAGGGAAUGAAGGAAAUGUGGACAAUUCUUUAGAAAGCCCAAACAUAAUAACAGAUGGAUUCCUGUUACACGAUAAUUCUCCAGCUUUGAAUCAACAAAAUAAUUGUCUAGCAGGUUCUUCGUCCAAUAAUAACAAUAGUUCUACUUCGAGAAAUAGUAACAAUUUUUAUAAUCAAUACACGACAAAUACCUCUGGUAAUAACUUAGCUUAUCAACAAUAUACAAAUUCUUCUUCCUCAAUAACAACCUCAGCAUCAGCUUCAAACUCUGUUUCUUUUGUUGGUUUACAACAAUAUUCUACGAGCACUAAGAAUAAUAAUAGUAAUAAUAUAAACCCCAAUUAUAAAUUACUUCAAACUAAUCUUAUUCCAGGUAAUAAUAAUAAUAGUAAUCAUGGUAACUCUACCAUAAAUGGACUAAAUAUUGACUUAACUACUUUCCAAUCCCCUGUACAAAAUGUUAAUUAUCAAAAUAAUAAUAAUGCUCUUGCCUCAUUACAACAAAAUAUUGCAUGCUAUAACAACAACAAUAACAACAACAACAACAACAAUAAUAAUAAUAAUAGCAAUAAUACUAAUCAUUUAUCAUCGCAGCAAACCUCAAUUGUCACACCUUCUUCUCAACCAUUCCCGCAUUUGAACUUUGCAAAUAAUAGAGUAGCAAAACCUGUAACUGUAACACAUAACACUCCUAACCCAACCCUUAUGAUCAACCCUUCUUCUUAUUGUUUUGAAUGUCGCAGAUCAUUUUCCUCUUCUCAUCAUUUAACAAGACAUAGAAAAACAGUUCAUUUAAAUGAAAAGCCAUUUUCGUGUCCAAAAUGUGGCAAAAGAUUUAAAAGAAGGGACCAUGUUUUACAACAUUUAAAUAAGAAGAUCCCAUGCUCAACUGAAAAUUUGAUUCCAAAUCCAAAUUCUAAUACAAACUCUUUUGAUUUCUGA